GCAUGCCAGCUAAAAUGGGUAACUGCCUUUAUCGGCACGAGAAUGAAAAGAAUCACUCAAGCAGCGUAGAACGCCAAAAUCAACAUUCAAUAAAAUCCACUCCAAGUUCCAAGGGUGUUGGUCUAGGAAUAUCGAUGAUGAUGCAUCAGGCUGGAAUGCUAGCUGGUUGCGCACCAACCCCAAAUUUAAUUGAUCUGGAUAAUCUUCGGUCUCAAAUGCGUAAAGCUAAGGCUGAAGGCAGGACUGUCACUGUACUUAAUGGUUGUGUCUAUAUUGACUAUCAACUAAAAGCACAAAUCCCCGCUGGAUUUAAUUAUGAUAUUUGA
Messenger RNA from Meloidogyne enterolobii, 326 nucleotides. NCBI's taxonomy places the organism in Eukaryota, Metazoa, Nematoda, Chromadorea, Rhabditida, Meloidogynidae. The record is from the annotation of a GenBank genome assembly.